AAUGUAGUAUAGUUAGUAGGAGAAGUAGUUUCAAGUUUCAAUAUGGCUCUGUUAGUUUUUCUCUCUCUAUCUUCUAUCUUUAUCUUCAUCUUCUUCUUUAUUCUCUCCCAAAAAAGGAAAGUUGCAGCACCACCAGGUCCUCCAUCGCUUCCUCUCGUUGGUAACCUUCACCAACUCCAUCACUCAGCCCCACAUCGCUCCCUAUGGCAACUCGCCCAACGCUACGGCCCUUUCAUGUCGCUGCGUCUCGCUGCCGUACAAACCGUCGUCGUUUCCUCCGCCCGAGUCGCCAAAGAAAUCCUCAAAACCCACGACCUCAACUUCGCAACCAGGCCCGCCUUCGUGGGCCUCAGAAAGCUCUCUUACAACGGGCUCGACUUGGGCUUCGCGCCCUACGGCCCAUGCUGGCGGGAAUUGAAGAAACUCUGCAUCGUCCACCUCUUCAGCGCCAACCGCGUCCAGUCCUUUCGCUCCGUUCGAGAAGACGAGGUUGCGCAAAUGCUUCGGAAGCUCUCGGAGCGCGAAGCCUCGGGCACCGUCGUGAACCUGACCGAAGUGCUCAUGUCUUUCACGAGCUCUCUGAUAUGCAUAAUCGCGUUCGGGAAAAAGUACGUCGGCCAGUACGAGGAGGAAGUUGUCGGGAAGGGAAAGCGGAGGAGCCGGUUGCAGGUUCUGCUGAACGAGGCGCAGGCGUUGCUGACUGAGUUUUUCUUUUCGGAUUAUUUUCCGUUGCUGGGUUGGGUUGAUGGGUUGACGGGUAAAAUGCGGCGGCUUGAGAAAACGUUCAAGGAGUUGGAUGCGUUCUACGAACGAGUCAUCUUCGAGCACAUGGAUUCAGCCAUGGCUGAAAAUGGUGAUGACGAGAAAGAAGUGCAAGAUAUCAUCGAUAUCUUUCUUCAGCUUCUUCGUGAUGAUUCGCUCUCGUUUCAUCUCACUCUUGACCACAUAAAAGCCGUGCUCAUGAACAUCUUCAUAGCGGGAACAGACCCUCCGUCGGCGACGAUAGUUUGGGCGAUGACGGCACUGUUGAAGAACGGUGAAGUAAUGAGAAAGGUGCAAGGAGAAGUGAGAAGCUUGUUCGGAGAGAAAGAUUUCAUAAACGAAGACGACAUUGAAAGGCUUCCAUAUCUGAAAGCGGUGGUGAAGGAGACGUUGAGACUGUUUCCACCGUCGCCGCUUCUGUUACCGAGGGAAGCGAUAGAGCGUUGCAGCGUAGAAGGGUACGAAAUUGAAGCGAAAACUGUGGUGUACGUUAACGCGUGGGGUAUAGCUAGGGACCCUGAGAACUGGGAAAAGGCUGAAGAGUUUUGUCCCGAGAGGUUUGUGGGGAGUGAGAUGGAGUUGAAGGGGAAGGAGUUUGAGGCGCUGCCGUUUGGGAGUGGCCGGAGAAUGUGUCCGGCGAAGCACAUGGGAAUGGUCAACGUUGAGCUUGCUCUUGCCAAUCUGGUCCACACUUUUGACUGGGAAGUGGGCCCAGGGAGUGACAGAGAGGAAAUGUUAGACACGGAAGUGAAACCAGGAAUAACAAUGCACAAGAAAAGUGACCUUUACGUGGUUGCCAAAAGAGGACAAGGUAGUGUGUUAAUGUUAAAUUUGUUUUACUUUACAUUAAUAUUAGAGGUUUAAUUAGUCGGAUGAUAUUUAUUAUUAUUUAGAUA
Molecule: messenger RNA, 1658 nt
Organism: Vigna unguiculata (cowpea)
Lineage: Eukaryota; Viridiplantae; Streptophyta; Magnoliopsida; Fabales; Fabaceae
Product: cytochrome P450 71A1-like
Molecular function (GO): monooxygenase activity; oxidoreductase activity, acting on paired donors, with incorporation or reduction of molecular oxygen; iron ion binding
Source: RefSeq, a predicted model, not a curated record